Molecule: messenger RNA, 3882 nt
Organism: Aedes aegypti (yellow fever mosquito)
Lineage: Eukaryota; Metazoa; Arthropoda; Insecta; Diptera; Culicidae
Gene: Akt
Product: RAC serine/threonine-protein kinase
Exons: 7
Coding region: 1094-2680 (528 amino acids)
Biological process (GO): protein phosphorylation
Molecular function (GO): protein serine/threonine kinase activity; ATP binding
Source: RefSeq, a predicted model, not a curated record
GCGAUGAGACAGAUCGCGACGUCGCCUCGUUCGGGUCAUCGGAAAGAAGUGCGCUCCGCAUCCAUCAUCAAAACGCAAAAGAAAAAAAUAGCGAGUCAAAUCGUUUUCUGGUCCAUUCUCGCUCGGAUUAGGAUCACAAUUCGCAGUAGUUUUACGGUUUUACUCCGCGGAGAUUGUUUUUUUAUUCGCGGCGUCGAAAACUUGUGAAAUGUGAAUGUGAUAUCGCUCGGAAUCGGAUUUGGGAGUGUGGGAUCGGAUCGAUCCUAACUGGCUGACGGCCUGAAAUACCUAAGAAAAAUAAGAUUUUUUUUCCUUUCCCGGGUGGAAAGAGGAAAGUGAACAGUGAAUUAAAGUAAAACGCAUUAGGAGGAUAUUGGCCGCGAAGAUCGUGUUCGAAUGAUUCGAGAGGAAAGAAUCCAUUUCCGACGUGUAAAGAGUGUGAUUUUUGUGUCAUUUUGCUGAUUAAUUUUCGUGUUGGUGGAAGAAGAUUGACGUUUUUUUCUUUUUGGUGUGGUGUGGUUCCUAAAUAAAAACAAAAACAAGAAGAAUCGAAGCAGCCAAAGAGGAGCGAGGAGAUAAUGUCGUCUUGGCCGACGAAAAUAAUAAAUUUGCUGUGCUAGUGUGGGCAGUAACAGUCACAGUCUCAAGCAGUAUCUCUAGUAUACUAGCGCCAGCCAGCAGCAUCGUCGUCGUCGUCUCCUCAUGCAUGAAAAGUGAGCGGGAGCAAAAUUCCUUACGAUUCGGAAAAACAACAACAAUAACAACCAGGACAGCACCGUGAGUCGGCGGCAACGGUAACAGCAUCCACCAAACGACGACCGUUGAUUGAAACGAAAGGAGAAGUUCAAGUCAGUUCUCAUCGCGCUCGCUAAUAGGGCAGCGUGUGUUUCGAAGUUCGGUGAAAGUGCACGGGUGCACACGCGAGAGCUUUGGAAUUAGCACGUUGUGGAAGUCGUCAUCGUCGGAAGCGAUACGACCGAAUAAACCUCAGACAUACCUCAGAAAUUGUGACUUUCCCAGUAACAAGGGCUGACUAGAGAAAGAGAGAUAGUGACUUGCACCAAAGUGUUACUCGACAAGAUAUCCGAUCAUAAUGUCUUCAUCGGACACCACUCAACCACCGGCUGUGCCGGUUACACAGCCAGCACGUGUCAUCCAGCCAUCUGCAGCGUUGAUCGUGAAGGAAGGCUGGCUGUACAAACGUGGCGAACACAUCAAGAACUGGCGCUCGCGUUACUUCAUUCUGCGCGACGAUGGAACACUCGUCGGGUACAAAAAUCGUCCAGAUGCAUCGUUCCAGGCUGAACCAUCGAACAACUUUACCGUACGAGGCUGCCAGAUUAUGUCCGUGGACAGACCACGGCCGUUUACCUUCAUCAUCCGAGGCCUACAAUGGACUACCGUAAUCGAACGCAUGUUCCAUGUGGAGGAAGAACGGGAACGCCAGGAGUGGGUAGAGGCAAUCCGCAGCGUUGCCAAUCGCCUCACGGAAGCCGAGGCCUAUCAGGGAUCCCAGUCGAAUGGGGACGGCGAUGUGGAGAUGGCCUCGAUUGCCGAGGACGAACUAUUGACGGAAAAGUUCUCGGUACAGGGCACGUCAACGGGCAAAAUCAGUGGCAGAAAGAAAGUGACGCUGGAGAAUUUCGAGUUCUUGAAAGUGCUCGGAAAGGGAACUUUCGGUAAAGUUAUCCUGUGUCGCGAGAAAACCACCGCCAAGUUGUAUGCUAUCAAGAUCCUGAAGAAGGAGGUCAUCGUACAAAAGGAUGAAGUCGCUCACACAAUGGCCGAGAAUCGCGUACUUAAAAAGACCAAUCAUCCUUUCCUGAUAUCAUUAAAGUAUUCCUUUCAAACGGUGGACCGGCUAUGCUUCGUUAUGCAAUACGUCAACGGUGGGGAAUUGUUUUUCCAUCUCAGUCGUGAGCGCGUUUUCUCGGAGGAUAGAACCAGAUUUUAUGGCGCAGAAAUUAUAUCGGCACUCGGCUAUCUACAUUCACACGAAAUCGUCUAUCGAGACUUGAAACUGGAGAAUCUCUUAUUGGAUAAGGACGGUCACAUCAAAAUAGCCGACUUCGGCCUCUGCAAGGAACAGAUCACCUACGGACGCACAACGAAGACCUUCUGCGGCACGCCGGAAUAUCUGGCGCCGGAGGUACUAGAAGACAACGAUUACGGUCUAGCGGUCGACUGGUGGGGAACGGGUGUGGUAAUGUACGAAAUGAUGUGCGGCCGGUUGCCAUUCUACAAUCGCGAUCACGACAUUCUGUUCACGCUGAUCCUGAUGGAAGAGGUUAAGUUUCCGCGAAGCAUCAGUGCCAACGCACGUGAUUUGCUCGCCGGUUUACUGAUGAAGCAACCAAGAGAUCGUCUCGGCGGUGGACCAAACGACGCGAAGGAAAUUAUGGUGCAUCCAUUCUUCUCCAGCAUCAACUGGACAGAUCUGGUGCAGAAGCGCAUACCACCUCCCUUCAAACCACAGGUCACGUCCGACACCGAUACCCGUUACUUCGAUUCCGAGUUCACAGGUGAAAGCGUCGAGCUAACGCCUCCCGACAACAAUGGACCGCUGGGGGCGAUCCAGGAGGAACCGCAUUUUUCACAGUUCAGUUACCAGGAUAUGGCAUCUACAUUGAAUACGCCUUCGUUUAUCAACAAUCCGAACAGCUAUGUGUCGAUGCAGUGAAACUAUCGAGCAUAAUUUGAGAUGCUGUGUACUGCAAUUGACGGGGCAGUAAACGUGACUUAUGCCUUUCGGGGUACUCAAUAUCGCUAACACUAUCCCAUGCUCGAUUCAGAAUGAGAGUGAGCGUUGCUGCCCUCACAAAGCAUUCGGAACCGUGUGGAUUUGCUACGUAAACCAGGUGGGCCUUUUCGUGUUGAUUAUUGUUUGCAGUUCGGGAGUGAUAAAGAGGACACACAGUUCAGAAUAUUUAGUUACGGUAACAGAAAUAACAAGCAGAGGUUUUGAAUAGCAAGGCAGAAGGAGCCAGUAGUUGCUUCAAUUACAGUCAAACUAGACGGACUAGUGUUUAACACAGGACAAGACAAUGGUCCUGAAAUGGACGCUCAGACCCCGCAACAAAACAAAGCCCAGCAAUAGACCGGUUUAAUUUCAGGUAACGCAGACCACAGCUACAAAAAAAAGAAACAGGUGCAAUCGCAAAGCGGUCAAAUUAACAAAUAGGACCCAGCAAUAGCCCGAAAGUUGAGCCAAUUCCGGAUUGACUCGUCAAGACCGGGGUUGGAUUAACGAACUAAUUCAUUCCAUAUACCCUCCAUUGAAUACACUACAAAUGCCACAAAACCAUUCAUACAUCAAAUAUGACAUUCAAGUGCAGUAUAACAAAAAUAUAUUAAUACAAAAAAAUACAAACCAUACCCAACCUCCCUUGCGAAUGAAAUGGCUCUUCCUUUUAAAUUAAAUUAAAACGUAAAACUAAACUUGCAAACUAAAAGUAAUAAGGCAACACGAGUAAGCUAAACUAAAGUAGAUUGAGAGAAGGAUCGAACUGUGAUAAAUUGUAGAACCAAUAUAAGAUGAAAGCGAAAGAAGCAAAUUUACAAGUGCAGUUGCAGAAAAACUAUUGAACAAAAUAGCAAGCAUACUUUUAAAUUAUUACAAAACUACGAUGUACAUCUGAACCAGAGUGUAAAAACCAACCACGCAGAAAAAGAAAAUGGGCAUUCUAUACAAAAAAAGUGGAUUUCAGUUUCGAGUCGGGAUGAAAUUACAUUACCCUAAUUACGAAUACGAAUUAACGAAUGAAAAGACGGACUUUUGUGUUCUGGAAACAUGUUGUUGUUCAUGGUAAACUAUAUAGACUAUUUUCGGACGUUGUGUUCGUGCGGAGGAUGACGAUGAAGAAUAAAAUUUGUUUGAAAAUA